GAAUUCUGCUGUUAUAUCUUCUCCAUAGUUGCAUCUCAAUGAGGUUGAUCUAUAGAUGGAGACCACUGUCACAAACCAUGGAGUUGCAUGUGUAACCAUGAGGUAGGACUGCACACCCGAGCUGAACCUCGCUCAGCUUGAUCCUAGAGCCACGGAAGCCUGGAGAAGCAGGACAGGUAUAAGUGUAGAGCUCGAGUGGCUCGAGGUUCGAGUAAUCUGCUGCGCGAGCGUAGAGCUUGGAUCUGGAGUGGGGGUGAUUGAGGAGAGCCCAGGAUCGCUUUGUGUCUCGACUGCUCGAAGCGUCAUCACGUGACAGGAUUCAACCACUCGAUAUAGGCUGAUUGACAGCAUUUCGAGAGGUGAUUCCAAUCGACUUGUGAAGGGUGUUUAGCUGCUGGUUCUGCUGGCUACUACUCUCUGGAGACUUGAGACUGCUGCAUAUUAAAGAGGAUCUUCGUGGGACGAAACCUCGAGGCGCCUCCGAGCUCCGCUCGUUCAGGCUCGCAGACCUCGGGAAAUCGGUUCACCAUGGCCAUGGGAAUGGGGCCUCAGGCAGGUCAUGAUGUGUUCGUGAGGAGGCAGGACGAUGAGAACUGCUGCAAUUUGGCGCAAUGCAGGCUUACUUACUACGUCUUCUUCACAGUAUUGGGUGCCAUGGCUUGCAUGUUCGCGUUAUUGGUUUUGUUCUCAGGCCUUCAGUGGAUGGGAUUGCUCGUGACGGACCUCGUAAUUCUAGGAAUACUGUGGGGAACAUUUUGCUGCGUCUAUGGCUGCUGCUUCAGAACGAAGUUGGUGAUUCAUUCCUCAGGUGCUCCGGGGAUAGAUCCAGCAGUUCCAGUCGGUGUGCAGCUCGCCUACCCUGCGCACAUGCAUCCAGCCCCUGGAGUUGUGCAGCAAGGUUACCCUGUACCGCACAUCGUUCAUCAGGGGUACCCAGUUCACGGACAGCAUGCACCUCCGGCACCAGCAGCUGCAGCUUCCUGGCCUACCCCUCUCACGCCACCGGGUCCAAAAGUGCAACACAGUCCUAUCCCCGGUGCAUUUGCACAACCGGGAACAAGCUCGUGGCAAGCUCCACACGCACCAUAGUGCAAGACGGAUGUCUCGAUUUUUGAAUCGAUCGCUCUCUAAAAGGUAGCUCGAGCUUUGGAUCUAGCGAGAUGCAGGUGCUUGCACAGAACAUAAACAUUUGUACAUUACAAUCUCUAUUCUUCGUCGACGAAGAAAUAAGCUAGGCAGCUACUAAAUCGCGUCGAUGGACUCGAUCGUCUUCGAACGCCUGCUGGCCAUCACAUGGAUCUAAGUGAGAGCUAGAUCGACUGACCUGGAAAUGUGCUUCAUUUGUACAUUGCAUGUACAAUCCGGAUCACUAGUUGACACAACCGGCGAUUUCUAAUUUUUUUGAUACUGUUCCAGUGGAAUAAAGGCCAAUCUAAGCUGAUUCAUGGUCCUCUAUUUUAGAUAUG
Molecule: messenger RNA, 1466 nt
Organism: Marchantia polymorpha subsp. ruderalis
Lineage: Eukaryota; Viridiplantae; Streptophyta; Marchantiopsida; Marchantiales; Marchantiaceae
Source: the annotation of a GenBank genome assembly